AUGGAACUACACAUAAAAGCAGAGGAGCCUCACCUCCGGAUUGUCCUUGUCGGGAAAACUGGAGUUGGGAAGAGUGCAACGGGAAACACACUCUAAAAAAAGGUUUUUCAGUCGAAACUUUCGUCUUCUUCACUGACAUCCGAGUGUCAGAAGGAAACAGCAGAGUGUGGAGGUCAGACACUGGCCGUGGUCGAUACUCCAGGCCUGUUUGACACCAGCAAGUCUGAGGAGCACGUGAGAAACGAGAUCGCUAAAUGCAUGUCGUACGCUUCUCCUGGUCCUCAUGUGUUCCUGGUGGUGCUCCAGCCGGGAAGAUUCACCAAAGAAGAACAAGACACGGUGAAAAUCAUCCAGCAGAUGUUUGGAGAGAAGGCAGCGGGGUACACCAUGGCUUUGUUCACCCACGGAGAUGAUCUGAAGGAUGAAGAACACACCAUAGAGGAGCUUAUCAAAGAGAAUCCAGCUCUCCGUCAGUUCGUCAGUCAGUGCCGUGGAGGAUUUCAUGUGUUCGACAACAAAGACAAGGAUCCAGGACAAGUGAGCGAGCUGCUGAAGAAGAUCAACACCAUGGUCCAGAGAAACGGAGGAACCUACUUCACCAAUGACAUGUUCCAAGAGGCUGAGCGGGCCAUCAGAGAAGAGCUCAGACUGGUGCUGGUGGGUCAGGAGAAAGUGGGGAAGAGCUCAGCAGCAAACACCAUCCUGGGAAAGAAGGAGUUUGGCUGCAGGAUCAGCUCCACACCUCUGACUCUGAGCAGCAGGGUGGUAGAAGGUGCUGUUGAGGGCCGCUGGGUCUCGGUGGUGGACACUCCUGGACUGUUCAGCUCUCAGCUGUCUCCAAAGGAGGUGAAAGCAGAGCUGCUGGCAGCGGUGAAGCUGAGCUCUCCAGGUCCUCACGCCUUCCUCCUCACCCUCCAGCUGGGACGCUUCACCGAAGAAGAGCAGAAAGGCCUGCAGACCCUGCAGAACAUGCUGAGUUCAAACAUCUCCAAACACACCAUGGUGCUGUUCACCUACGGAGACCGACUGGAAGACACCGACGUCCAGCAGCUCAUCAGAGAAGACGACAACCUGCAGCAGCUGCUGAAGAACUGUAGCGGCUACUGCCAUGUCUUCAACAACAGACAGAUGGAGGACAGGAGGCAGGUCCAACGUCUGCUGGACAAGAUAGACUCCAUCUCUGAGGGAGGACACUUGAACUACAGGAGAACCUCUGAGAGCUUCAUAGUCAGGGUUGGUCAGGGGAUUCGCCAGAGAUGUUUGAGGCUAUUUAGCAACUUCUACCACAUCAUCAGAAGUGGAGAGACACAAAGAGAACGGGAGGAGACCAGAGGAAGAGAGAGAAGAGAAGAUCAGGGGGGGAAGAGAAGAGAGAGGAAGGACGGAAAGAGAAGAGAGGAAGAGGAGAAACGUGGUUUGAAGGCCCAAGCAGCAGACACUCAGAGUUCAUCUCAGACCACCAUCACCGUCAUCAUGUCUCCUGACCAGGAAGAUCUCAGUCACAACAUCUAA
Acanthochromis polyacanthus (spiny chromis) is the source of this 1512-nucleotide messenger RNA. Its product is annotated as GTPase IMAP family member 8-like. Gene Ontology annotation, molecular function: GTP binding. The record is from RefSeq and is a predicted model, not a curated record. NCBI's taxonomy places the organism in Eukaryota, Metazoa, Chordata, Actinopteri, Pomacentridae.